GGCCCAGCAGGCUCCCCUCGGCGGGGGCGGCCGCCGAGCGAUGCGCCCCGCGGCGGGGCCUGCGGCGCGCGGCGCGCCGAGGCCAUGACGUCGACGCCCAGGAGCCGGAGGGCGCCCGCCCGCAGGAGGACCCCUCGCGGGACGCCCGGCUCUGCGCGGAGGACCGCGCUCGGAGCGACGCCGCGCGGGACGCCCCGGGAGGACCUGACCUCAGCCUUCCGUCCGCCCGCUCUGGCUCGGAGAUCUGGGUGGACCCCAACCGGGUCGGAGAGGGUCGCAGGCGGUCCGAGGAGAACCUCUCCAGGUGCGCGUGCGGGGCAGUCCUGCUGUUCGACGCAACGGUGUGCUGGAAGUGCCACAAGCGUUCGCAGGCGGAGCAGGAAAUCGAGGAGGCGUUCGGCCUGUUCAGCGUGGGGGAGCGGCAGAGCGCCCCCGACACUGGCUUCGUGGAGCGCACGGACUCCAUGUACGACCUCCCCGCGCGGUCCGCCUCCGAGCCGCUCCUGUGCCGGCCCAGGUGCGAGGUGCCAGAGCGGGAGUGCGGGUCCCUGGAGCAUUUCGGCACGGCCGCCGAGUGGGACCGAGGCCAUUUUGGAGGACAAUGA
Messenger RNA from Prorocentrum cordatum, 605 nucleotides. Lineage: Eukaryota; Dinophyceae; Prorocentrales; Prorocentraceae. The record is from the annotation of a GenBank genome assembly.